Toxotes jaculatrix (banded archerfish) is the source of this 6111-nucleotide messenger RNA. RefSeq names its product synaptic vesicle glycoprotein 2C-like. Gene Ontology annotation, biological process: chemical synaptic transmission; transmembrane transport. Lineage: Eukaryota; Metazoa; Chordata; Actinopteri; Toxotidae. Gene Ontology annotation, molecular function: transmembrane transporter activity. The record is from RefSeq and is a predicted model, not a curated record. Gene Ontology annotation, cellular component: membrane.
UCGCCUUCCUUGGACUGCAGCAGAGAAACCGCUGCAUCGAAGAAGACAAGGAACAAGAAAUCUCGGCGCGAUGCCUUCCACCUCUGCUGCCGUGUAGAGAAGGAAACCGGAGGACGGACACCUCAGAGUCACCGAGCUCAGUAUGACGGAUCUGGUCCUUUCUGCUGGAUUGCUGGUGGUCUCUUCUACUGAGCUCUGACUGUGGAUCUCUCACCGAUUUGAGAUCAACUGUCUCCAUUUCAACAACUGCCCGGCUACUCCCAUCCAAUGGAAUCAGACAUCAUUACUUAAUCAUUAGUGUCCUGGCAGCUGAGUGGCUUCUCAGCACUAAUAAACUGCCUUAAGCCUCACUCUGUGUGGGGAGAGAAGACCAGAAAGGAAGAAAGAAAGAAACAGGUAGCUUACACUUGUUGCACCUGGUGGAGUCAAAGCUCUAUAGAGUUGAAUUUAAAGACUUGUAGUGACAGCUAUCCCUGUGCCAAGAUGGAUGAAACACAUAACAACAGGAAUUCCUUGGUCAAAGGUGCCAAGGACAUUGCCAAAGGAGCCAAGAGGCAAGCUGCCAAAAAUCUCAGCAAAGCUGUCGAUCGUGUCUCAGAUGAAUACUCGACUCAUCGUAGCUACAACCGUUUCCAGAACGAGGACGAAGAUGAGAAAAACUACAAUACCUACACUCAGCAGGACGGUCACUAUGCCGACAACGCAGCCAACGACGAGGACGGUGCCUCCAGUGACGCCACGGAAGGCCACGAUGAUGAAGACGAGAUCUACGAGGGGGAGUACCAGGGCGUGCCUGCCUACAAUGAUGGGAAGCCUCGGGAUGGUCAGGUGGCUCUGGGCCAGCCGGUCUCUGACAGCCUGAAGAGCCGCAAGGAGCUGGAAAAUGAAAGACAGGCAGAUGAGGAGGAGCUGGCCCAGCAGUACGAGCUCAUCAUGCAGGAGUGCGGCCAUGGGAGAUUCCAGUGGCAGCUGUUCUUUGUACUCGGGCUGGCGCUCAUGUCGGACGGAGUCGAGGUGUUCGUAGUGGGCUUCGUCCUGCCCAGCGCUGAGACGGACAUGUGUGUCCCCAACUCUGGUGCCGGAUGGCUAGGUAGCAUUGUGUAUCUGGGGAUGAUGUUUGGAGCCUUUUUUUGGGGCGGCCUGUCAGACAAGGUGGGCCGUAAACAGUGCCUGCUGAUAUCCAUGUCUGUCAACGGCUUCUUCGCCUUCCUCUCCUCCUUUGUUCAAGGCUACAGCAUGUUCCUCUUCUGCCGCAUGGUGUCUGGCUUUGGGAUUGGUGGAGCGGUACCAAUCGUAUUCUCGUACUUUGCGGAGGUGUUGGCUCGGGAGAAGAGAGGAGAGCAUCUGAGCUGGCUCUGCAUGUUCUGGAUGAUCGGAGGAAUUUACGCCUCAGCCAUGGCCUGGGCCAUCAUCCCACACUAUGGCUGGAGUUUCAGCAUGGGUUCAGCCUACCAGUUCCACAGCUGGAGAGUGUUUGUGGUGGUGUGUGCGCUGCCGUGUGUCUCUGCAGUGGUCGCUCUUACGUUUAUGCCUGAGAGCCCCCGCUUCUACCUGGAGAUGGGUAAACAUGACGAGGCCUGGAUGGUGCUCAAACACAUCCAUGACACCAACAUGCGUGCCCGUGGUGAGCCGGAGAGAGUCUUCACCGUGAACAGGAUAAAAAUCCCCAAACAGCUGGACGAGCUGGUGGAGAUGCAGAAUGAGUCAGCCAACCCUGUGUUCAAGGUCCUCUUCAAGAUCAAGGCUGAGCUCAGAGGAAUCUGGUUGACUUUUAUGAAAUGCUUCAACUACCCAGUGAAAGACAACACUAUGAAACUGGCUGCAGUCUGGUUUACUCUGUCUUUUGGGUACUACGGACUGUCUGUGUGGUUCCCGGACGUCAUCAAGCACCUUCAGGCCGAUGAGUACGCCUCCAGAGUGAAGAUUCACAACAACGAACACAUUGAAGACUUCACCUUCAACUUCACCCUGGAAAACCAGAUCCACAGGAACUCUGUUUUUCUAAAUGACAGGUUUAUCAGAAUGAAGUUCAAGGCGGUCACAUUCAUCGACUCAUCUUUCCUCAACUGCUAUUUCGAAGAUGUGUCCUCAGUAGGCUCCGUCUUCAAAAACUGCACCUUUGUAGACUCCUUCUUCUACAACACGGAUAUCAAUGACGCCAAACUAACAAAUUCCAGGGUGAUCAACAGCUCCUUCCACCACAACAAGACAGGCUGUCAGAUGACGUUUGAAGAUGAUUACAGUGCCUACUGGGUCUACUUCGUCAACUUCCUGGGAACGCUGGCGGUGCUGCCCGGAAACAUCGUCUCUGCGCUUCUCAUGGACAAAAUAGGACGCCUUAGCAUGUUGGGAGGCUCCAUGGUGCUGUCAGGCAUCAGCUGCUUCUUCCUCUGGUUCGGCACCAGUGAGUCGAUGAUGAUCUUCAUGCUCUGCCUCUACAACGGCCUCAGUAUCUCGGCCUGGAACUCCCUGGAUGUGGUCACCACUGAGCUGUACCCGACAGACAGGAGGGGCACAGGCUUUGGCUUCUGUAAUGCCAUGUGUAAGCUGGCAGCGGUGCUGGGCAACCUGAUCUUUGGCUCGCUGGUUGGCAUCACCAAGGCUAUCCCCAUUCUGCUGGCAUCGUCCGUGUUGGUUGGCGGCGGCCUGGUGGGGCUCCGACUGCCAGACACGCGUGCCAAUGUCCUCAUGUAAACCUCAACGUAGAACAGUAUGUUGUUUACCAGGUAUUUGCUCCGUUUACCGAAUAAUCCAUUUAUGGACUACAGUAUGGUUUAUUUGAAUAUCACUAAAACAAGCAUUGCUGUAAUCAUCCCAGUAUUUAUUAUUUGACAAACAAUGUUAUCAUGUCCACAAACACUCAAAUACAGGACAGUAAUUGUUAUUCUGUUAUUUCUGAGUAAAAUACCUGGUAAAUUAGGACGAAAUGCAGUUAAACCUAACAGAGAGCUGUAGAUAUAAAGAGUCUGAAGACAACAAUCAAAAGCUGCAAAUCUGCACGGUGUCAGUGGCUUUUUACCAAAGCCCUGGGCACUGUCACAGGAAUUCGAGAUGAAAAGGUUAUUCUCAUGAAACAAGCUGGAAUUAUUAGUGGUUUUAACACUCUGUAUAUCAGCAGCUCAUUAUCUACCAUGAGCUGUUUCACACGUGCAACCCACAAACGCAUGUGUCAAAGCUGCAAAAGGCUUGGGCUUCUAAAAGAAAACAUCCCCGUUCCAAAUCCUGAUCAUGUGUGCUCAGAUUAAAGGACUAGUUUGACAUUUUUGGAAAAUAGGAUGGUGAGAAUCUACCAGCAGAAGUUGGUUAGCUUAGCAUAUAAAGACUGGAUCUUUGGACAGAGCCAGGCUAGCUGUUUCCCUCUGCUUCCAGUUUUGUUGAACUAUGCCUUUAAGCACAAAUCAUUUUGUAACAGCUGAGUAUUUGUGAUUGUUUCUGUUUGUUUAGUAUCUUAUGUGUGUUAUUUAUUACCCGUGAUCAGUAUUUCAUUAAUGUUUGACGAUGUUCAAGCCUUUUGCUGCCAUUUGCAAGAAUGACAAGGCCAUAGAAAAAAAAAACAACAACGAUACAGUAGUUUAGUCGAAACUGGCAACUUCAGCAGCUACAUUUCUAAAGUGACAAGAAGUUUACAUUUUCUGCUUUUUACAGUCAGAGACUUUUGAGAUUGGAAACCUUUUGUCUGAAUGCUUCCUCUCUCCCUCUCUUGUGUCUGUGUUGUGUUCGUCUCGUGGCGCUGAGCUCACCAUGAAGGGCUUUGCUCUCCGUCGUAAUCUGAUCUGUCAAGAAGAAUUUAUACCGUAGGAAACCUCUGCUGUUAUAGAAAUCUGCUCUCCUCCUUGUGUUCGUUUUUUUUUCUCUCUCUCUCUGUCAUGGUUUCCUCAUAGUGUCUCUCGACCUGUCUUGUCCUCUUGCUCUGUUUAUCUCCUGCUGCCUUGCUGCUGAUCCCUCCAGAACUCAGAGGCCUUUCUCAAAUGUCGUGCCUCUCUCUCCAUUGAGCUUGUCUCUCCUUCCAAACCUCCCUGGAAGCUUUGCUGCUCUGUCCUGCUUUUUUGGUCUCUCAUCUCUUGAUACUGCAGUGUGUAUGUGUGUGUGUGUGUGUGUGUGUGUGUGUGUGUGUGUGUGUGAGUGUGUAGUGUGUGUGUGUCCAGACAAACACAGUGAGCAUCUCAUAUGUUAAAAGCCAAGUUUUUGGUCAUGUUUGUUUCUAAUACCAAGAAACAGAGAAUCUGAUCCACAUGAUAAAGUGAAAUUAAAAGCCAUGCAAAAAAGGGUCACUUCACCCAAAUUUAAAAAAAAAAACAAAACAAACAUUUUUACUAGUCAUGCAGAAAGCUUCAGAAUUCCUAAGCGGAGAUUUCAGCCAUCAGUGUAAUGGAGUUGAGUAAAAAUGUGUUUGUACUGCUCUAAGGCUGCGUUCAGACCAGCUUCAGCCCCUAAAACACAGGCCUGUCUGUCAUCUGAAGGGAACCAGCCCAUCAGCGUAGCAGUGUUUUGAGAUAAAUGCUAACACCAGCAUGCUAACACUCUCACAGUGUCUGUGCCAACAUGCUGAUGGGAUGUCAUUAGUUUUGCAGGUGUUUUGUCGUAAACCUAUGAACUGGACAUAUUAAACGUUUGACCUGAUGAUGGUGUUAUAUGAAAACUUAAAGGAUUACGGUUCAUCUUUUGGAGACCAGGAAUGUCAUUUCAAAAAUCUGAUGGCAAACCGUCCAAUAGUUGUUUAGAUGUUUCAGCCGGGACUGAAGUGGUGGACUGACCGUCCAUAGUGUGACUAAAAGUUCAACAGGGACGUUUCUUUUCUGGAAACUAUGUGCUCGUUUACUCUGGAUAAACAACAGAACACUGUCAACAGUUGUCAUGGGGACUGUUUCCCUGGUAAAACAUGGAUCCAGUGGAAACCGUUUAGAGCUCUGUGGAUUACCCAGACUGAUUGGGACAUUUGUCUCUGGAAAGACAUGUUACUGCUGAGUUUUUCAAAUUAGGCCACAUUGUCCAGUGCUGUGAGCAACACACACAAAAGUCCUCUCAUUCAUCUCCACUUUACUGAGGUUCAGGCAGAAAUCCUGGACGGGGAUGCUGGAGCAGCAUAAAACUAAUACCGUCUGCAUGUCCAGGUAGCACUACAGUAAAUAAAAAAUAUGUUUUUUUUGUGAUUUGGAUGAACAGACCCUUUAAAACCUCUUCUGAAUGGUACUCUUGCUGCUACAGUGUCAGUGCAUUGAUGUUAAAAUGAUUUAGGUAAUUUGUAGAAUAAAAUCCUGUGGUAUGUUCUGGGUUUGUUCAGUCGCACGAAAAGCUCAGUUAAGACAAAAGUAGAGCACACGUUUGAUUCAGUUCUUUUCCGAUCAGUUUGAAGAUGAUGAUGAUUAGUGUCAACACGCUGUGUGUGGUGGUGUUCUGUUGAUAAUAUCAUGUUUCUGAGUGCAGAGCACGACCUCCUACAUUUAGCUUGCUUCUCAUCAGGUUUACAUUUUCUUCUGAGUGAAAUGCAGCUCUGUGGAGCUACGAGUCUGAUGCUGUGUCUGUCUGCUCGUCUGCACCGUCCCCUCCUCCAAACACCGCCACCUGCGCUGAACAAACUCACUUUACAUCACUGUUUCCAAAAAAAGAAAUCCUGCAUGUUUGUUACUGAAGUCCCUCUGUUGUGUGUGUGAUUUUUUUUUUCUGUUUUGGUGUCUUAUGCUGUUCCUCUGCAGGAGGACGCAAACAUGUGAUCCCCGGGUCAAAGGUGAAUGUAUCAUUCUCGUGUGUUGUCAGAUUUGUUGUGGACAGGUGUUCAUUAUACUGAGUUGUCAUUGUGAAAGAUCAGGGCGGUGGUUCAACAGGAUGUUAUCUAGCAGGGCUGGUCAAAUCUGCUUUAAUAGAAGGUUUCCACUGAGAUUAAUCGUUAUCCUAAAGUCACUGAAGCACGAAUGGAAGUGCCAAAAUUGUGACUUUCAGAUUUGAAAACCUCUGCUGUCGAACGAUAUGUGGAGGCGUGUGUAAAAAAAAAAAUAACAGUAAUAAUAACCUGUCCUUGAUAUGAUUUAUUUUGAUAAGAAAAGGCUCAAGUGAAUGCGGUGUAAAGGUGGAUUCCUCCGGUGUCUACAUGUUGAAUAAAGAGUUUCAUUUGAA